GUACUGCGGCGCAUGAUAGCAGUCCAUUGCUUUGUCGAGGAUUGAAUCUCAUUCAGUCAGCGCUUCUAGCCAUGAAUCUCAGCUGGUUUCCUGGCCACAUGGCCAAGGCGCUUCGCCAGUUGGAGCAGCGUAUCAAGCAAGUUGACUUGGUGCUUGAGGUCCGCGAUGCCCGGGUUCCUCUGUCUUCCUUCAACCCCCAUCUUGAGAAGCUGGUGGCAGCCAAGCGCCGGCUGGUGCUGCUCAAUAAGACAGACCUGGCGGACCCAGCGGCCACACGGGCGGCGACGGCGCUGCUGACGCAGCAGGCCGGGCUGCGGGUGCUGCCCUGCGAGGCCCUGGACGGCCGCAGCGCGGGGCGGGUGCUGGACGCAGUGCUGGACUGCAUGCGGUCCGGCAGGGCCCCCUCACCAACCACCGCCACGUCAGCAACCGCCUCAACCGCGAUGCCCUCCUUCGCCUCGGGGCGCGCCUCGCUCGCCCGGGGCCCCAUCGCCGCCUCGACCGCCGCUGCCGGCAUCGGCGCCGGCGCGCGCACCGGCGCCGCGGCUGGCCCCUCCCCGCCCGACCUGCGCUUGGUCCUGAUCGCGGGGCUGCCCAACACCGGCAAGAGCAGCCUCAUCAACGCCCUGAGGCGGGCGGCGGCGGCGCGAGGCUUGCUGGACGGCGAGCAGGCGUGGCGCAAGGCCGCGCGCUCGGGGCCGCUGCCGGGCGUCACCACCGCACUGGGUGGCUUCAGGGUGUGCCGCAGCCCCGCCGGCGCCGGUCACGGCGCCGCACACAACGGCGCCGGCGCCAGCGCCCAACACCCCACCGGGCGCACCAGAGGACUCAGACCCGAUCCUGGACAUGGUGCCGGAGUCGGCCCCGGCGAUGGCGAUUUGGGUCAGGUGUAUGUGUUGGACAGCCCGGGAGUGCUGGCGCCCGCUCUGCGAGACAUGGGGCUGGGGAGCGGGCACGGACACGGCGGGCAGUGGGGCCUGCCGCCCAAGCCGGGGGGAGGCGGCAAAGGCGGCGGCGGUGGAGGUGGGCCGGGAGGCGGGAGAGGGGCCAGGGCGCAGGCCUGGGAGCAACAGGGGCAGGAGCAGCCGGGCGACGGCGGCGAGGCGACGGCGGCGCGGCUGGCGAUUGCGGGGCUGCUGCCGGUGGACGGGCGCGGCGGGCUGGUGGCGGAGGGCCGCGUGCUGAGGCACCUGGUGCAGCUGCUCAUGUCGGACCCCCGGCGGCUGCGGGAGCUCUGGUGCGCCGCCGACAGCCAGGUGCACCACAUGCGGCUGCAGCAGCAGCUGCAAGAACAGCGCGGCGGCGGCAAUAGCAGGGGCAGCAGCAGCAGCCGCGAUGGUGCUGGCGGCAGUAGCAGCAGCGGCAGUAGCACUGGCGGCGACGUGCGGCUGGCGAGGCUGGUGUACGAGGCCGUAACGGCGCCGCUGGAGCAGCUGCUGCAGCAGGCGCGGGGCGGCGGGGCAGCGGAGGCGGCGCGCUGGCACCCAGGCCUAGGGGAUGAACUGGACGAGGAGGGGCAUGCAGAUGGCACGGCGGCGGAGGGGGGGAGAGGCCGGCGGCGCCGCGGCGACAGCCGCAGCAGCGCCGGUUCGGCUGGUGGCGGCAACCUGCUGGGCGCUGGGCCCUUCCGAAGCAGAAGCGGCAGCGGCGGGGGCGGGGUUGGACGGUGGGACCCCCUCGCAGCAGCGGCGGAGAUCGCGGUGGAGGAGGAGCAAAUGCAGCAAAAAAAGCAAGAAGCGCAGCAGCGCGCAGCAGCUGCGGAGACAACAGCGGCGGCCGCUCGAGCAGUGGCCAAGCGGCAGCAGUCGCUGUUGGAGGAUCCCGUUGGCAGUGUCUCGACUGCUUUCGCAGCGCGCGAAGCGCACGUGAGCGCGGCCGAGGCCGACGCGCGCGUGGAGGCUCUGCUGCGGCGGCUGACGAACGGCCACCGCGGCUCUUCGGCUACCGGCGGCGGCGGUGCGGUGGUCAACGCCGGGCAGCGGACGGCGGCGCAGCGCGCAGUGCUGAUUGCUUUCCGCAGCGGCGCGCUAGGGCGCUAUACGUGGGAUGACGUGCCGCUUGCCACGGCGGCCCCCGUCGCAACCGCCACCGUGGUCGCCGCUGCUGCUGGGGCUGCUGAUGCUGCUGCCGGCGGCUCUGUGCAGCAGCCGCGGCCGCAGCAGCCUUCGGCGGACCGCAACGGCAGCUCGCGGCGGCGGCGCCGACUGCUGUAGCGCCGCCGCCGCGCGCUGUAGCAGCUGUGUAAGCUGCAUCAGGCUGGGCGGCAGUAGCAGCUGUGUAAUAAGCUGCAUCGCAUAUCAGGCUGGGCGGCAGCGGUGAUCCUGGUCAACAGAUGCACGGCAGUGCGCGCGGCCGAGCCUCACUUCCUGCUGCCUGCUGCACGUGGCGCUGCUGCUGGAGCCAGGGGCGCCGGGGCCGCUGCUGGCGCCACCCGCAGCAGGUGGGUCACGGUUUUCCCUAUAUGAUCCUAUAGUAUAGGGCUUGGGCACGUUCGGCUAGUGCGAUGCGUGCCGGACAUAGCGCGUAUGAAGGGUUGCUGGUGAGCUGUUUCGCGGCGGCGACCGGUGGCGACUGCCCGCACUGCCGCUGCCUGCUAGUGAUAAGUAUGGGCACCCGAUGGUGAGGACUGCUGCCUACGGUAUGCGGCUGCCCCGCCGGUUCACGCCGCUGCAGAGCCACCUGCCACGCACUGCCGCAUACAUGCGUAUUCAUGCGGUGGUCGGGAGCAGCGCUGCGCGCGGCGCCUCGACGUACGCUAGUGGAUGGGUCAUGCGGUGCGCAUGUGGGCAAAGCGAUGGCGUGGGAUGCAUCACGCAUGCAUGCGGCACAGCCGCGCGUACGUCCCGGCCUGCUGCUGGCUACUGCGGCUGGUGCUUGACCCUGCCCACCGAGCAGCAGCCCGGGCAUAGGUCGGCGGCAGCGGCGCCCGGGCAUGGGCCGGGGCGGUUGGGGGCCGCGAAAGGACCCAUAAUAAGUCCCUGCCUGUGCAACGGCCAGCUCUGACGGUCCGCGGACAGCGAUUGUUUCCAGCAGCGAAUCGCUUUUGCAGUUUGCGUUGCGCAGCUUCACGCUCGCGACGUACGGUACUGCGAACAAGUUUCAAUUGAAUUACCCCAACGGCUCGCUAAGCUAUUGAACUCACGACCACCAGAAAGGGUCUGUUAAUAUUCCAAUGGAUGCGGAUACAAACGGAGCAAAUCGGUGCUGUACUGCCGCUGGCGAAGCGAUGGCUACGAAUCGUGAAGUAAGGUUCCGUCCCCUGGAAAAUGUUAGCCGAUGGCCUUCUAAUUCCAAUGUUGAUUUCAUGGUCGCAUGGCUGGUUCUAAUAAUUGAUUGGACGUGUCUUCGCUGGCACGCCUGUCCACCGCAGCCUUGUGCUGUUGCAAGCCUGGCUUCUAGGGCUUGUUCGCGCGUGUACUACCACCAAUAGCUCAACAGAGCAGCAGGGGACCCACAACUAUCAUGUAAAUCCUUCAUACGUUCCCGCGGCGUGUUAUGGGCGUUUGGCUACAUGUAUGUCUGCGCAUACAUAGCAGUACUUUUUCUUGCUGCAUGCGACGCGGCCCCAGGCAAUCAAUAAUAGGCAGCAGUAGUUCGAGUUUCCCAAGUCAAGCGAGUGCCGCGAGGGCCCACAGGCUUCCGUGCACGGGCUCUUGUCAGACUGCUGGGGGGAGUGGGAGCCAUGGAUGAUGGAGCGCACAUAUGUGUGUAUGCGUUAGGGUGGGGGGGGGGGGGGUAUGCAGCACAGCAGCAGUGUGCGCGGCGUGUGUGUGCGUGUCCGCCGGCACAUCAUAUGUUGCGUUUGCUUACGUGCGUGUGGCUGGGUCGAAAUGGGAAUCGAGGGAUAUAGCUCAGGAGGGCUGAAUGGAUGGCGCAACAUGGUUCCAUUCAGCCGCGGAAUGCAGCCCUGCCCCGAUUACCAGCCAUGCAUUCGACUUUGCAGGAGGCAGGCAUGCAGGAUGGUUUGACAUACACUUGCUUACGAUUUGAUUGCGGCAUGAGGCCGCGGCGGCAUGGGCUGGGUGGCAGGGGCGCACGCACGGCUAGCGCCCGGCCCUCGACGCAUGGUGUGUGUGGGAUGCAGCGGGUGCAGCGUUGCCCUGCAUGUGUUGCUUGGCCUGCCUCCCACCCACUACAGUAGGUAUGCCAUAGUAUGCCCCCUGCUGGACAAGGUGGGCUGGCAUACAUUGUGCGCGUGAGAGUGGGCUGUUACAUGUGUGGGGUCCCGACACUGUUUAGUGAUAAGUGAUGGGUGGUUGGCGCACGCGGGCACAUACAUACGUGGAUGGCAGCAGGCAGGGCGCACAGCAGGUAGGGUAGAUACGGUAGCGAACGUGGAUGGCUGCUGCUAGCUGGGGGCAACCAGAGGAGUUCUCCUGGGGGCAACGGUGAUGUGUAGCCAUACAUACGACGUCAUCAGCAGUAUCGGUAGUGCAUGGCUACACAUGUGGUAUUCGGGUGAGCCGGCGAGGCAUUCAAACAGCAGAGCUCACCCGCCGCGGCGCGCGGAGUUUCACCGCAGCGGAGUUUCGCGCACGUACGCCCCAGCAGCACAUUAUUGGUACCGUAGGUAGUGGCUAAACUUCCAGGCAGUGCUGGGACUCCCGCGUGGGAGGCCCCAAAUGAAGGAGGCGGCCGGAGGGGCCCGCAGGUGCCACCGCUAGCUGCGCAGGGCUUUAUCUUCCAGAAGUAGCUGGCUGGCGAGAAGGGCCCUAACCACGCACGUUAGUUUGGGCUGGUAGUUACAACCCCCCCCAAAGGAAGGGGCAGUUGGCGAGAUUCGGGACCGUAUGCAGCCCCACGCGGCAAGAAUGCAACCCCGGAAAGGUCCAAUCUUUCUCGCUCGCUCGACGGC
Chlamydomonas reinhardtii is the source of this 4855-nucleotide messenger RNA. RefSeq lists its product as uncharacterized. The record is from RefSeq and is a predicted model, not a curated record. Gene Ontology annotation, molecular function: GTPase activity. NCBI's taxonomy places the organism in Eukaryota, Viridiplantae, Chlorophyta, Chlorophyceae, Chlamydomonadales, Chlamydomonadaceae. The transcript is spliced from 6 exons. The coding region runs from base 99 to 2213 and encodes 704 amino acids. Gene Ontology annotation, cellular component: mitochondrion.